AUGCGAUCCAGUAUCGCUUGCGCUCGCUGCCGUCGCAGCAAAAUCAAAUGUGUCAAUGCCGGUAUCGAUACCACCUGCCGCGCCUGCGAGUCGUCCGGUCGAGAUUGCGUUUAUCCUACCCCGGCCAUCGGCACCGGGGGUGGCGCCGCUAAACGGGACAUCGCUGCGAUGGGCGACGGGGAGGAUCGCAAUGGCGACUGGGACAGCCCGAAGAGACAGCGGUCCCGUAAGACAGUCGGAGUUUCUUCGUCCGCCAGCAAGGAUGCAGCCAAGGCCUCCCUCGAUGCGCUGGAUUCCUCCGUCCUGACCCUCAAGGUCUGGGAAGCUGUCUUCGACCUGUUUCAGUCCAAUUUUGCGACUCUCCUGCCUUUCCUGCAUCCCGCCUCCUUCAUGAGUCAGAUUCGACAGCUCUCUCACAACUCCACCGUUCAUCCUACCCCAACUCAUACCGCCGCCCCUGCAGCCGCUUCCUCGACCAACCCCGAAAAUGCGCGCGAUCCGGCACAAAGUCCGCCGUUCCCGAAACCGGAUCCGAAUCCAUUACUCCCCUUGGGUGUCCUGGCCCUCACCGCUCGUUUUCACCCCCAACUGGUCGCCUACCACUCCCCGGUCCCCCCAGGAAACCCGUCCAACCCUCUGGCUGCCUCCGAGUUCUAUGCGACGGCGUUGCGUAGCCGGCUGGCCGGUGUUGACGGCGCCAGUCUGGCAGUCCCCGAUCUGACCCGAGUGCAGGCGCUGUUGAUCCUAGCCCUCCAUGAAUGGGGUAUGUGUCGUGGGAAGAGUGCGUGGCUAUAUGUGGGCAUGGCCAUCCGUCUGUCCCAGGCAAUGGGUCUUCCCUUUGAGCUGGAGAAUGAUGCCUUUGCCCGCGACGGUCCCCUAAAGGCUGAAGUUGAGCUCUUUGGGAUCCCUCGUCGACCAACUGAACCCAAGGAACAGACGUCCGACGAUAUAAUUGCACAGGAGACCAAGCGCCGCACCUUUUGGGCCUGCUUCCUUCUGGACCGCUGCCUCAGCAGCGGCAAGUAUCGGCCCCGAAUGAUUCGGGUCAAGGAACUCGGUAUUCAACUUCCCAGUGACAAUGCCUUUGCUUUUGGAGAACGCGUGCGCACCUCGCGCCUCAGCGACCCGACUGUACGUCGUCCACAAAGUUUUGGUGCACAGGGCGUCCAAAUUCCCAGCAUUCGUCAGAGUCUGGGCGGCUUCAACGACGAUAAACUGCCCAACAACGGACCCCAGGAUGCGAAAUCGUGGUCCCCAAUUUCCCGACGGAAGGACUCAAGCGAGGAUGAGAUUGACCGGUGGGAGAUCGGAGCUGAAGAAGCAGUGUUGAGCCGCGUUAUCCGAAUCAUUCGCAUUUGGGGAAGCAUUGCGAAAUGGUCCUGUGCUGGUGGGAGAAGAACUGAACAGUUUCCCCCCUGGCACCCCGACUCACGCUUUGCAAAGCUCCGCCUGAUGCUAGGGGAAUUCCAGGACAGUCUCUCGCGCAACCUGCAGUAUUCACCGCGGAACACCGACACUCACAUCAUGUACAAGAACACUCUAGCUCCCUAUACGAUGAUGCACGUGGUUUACUUCCUCUCGGUGAUCGUUCUCCACCGCGCUUAUAUUCCAUUCCUCCCAGUCCGCUGUUCAGAGCCCGUUGGCCCGCUGGACGAGCCGCUCUUCCCUACUGAGAGGUCUCCCGCGUCGGAUGGAUUUUGGCGUGAGAGCGCUCGAGAGCUGGUCCGGGCGGCUCGACAGAUGAUGGAUCUCGUGGUGAUCUGCCAGGACCGAGGCGUGCUGAUUGAGAACCCUCUGGUGGGGUUUGCGGUUUAUAAUGCCGCCUUUGUAGGGGUCUACACGGCGCAUUUCCCCCACAUGGACACGGAGGGCAUCCUGGCCCCAAAGCUGACCCCGACAGGCGACCGGAACCACCAAGGCCAGGCUCAAGCUCGCAAGGCCCUCGACAUCCUGCGCGACAUGCGGGCCCGUCUCCGGAUGGCGCGGGGGUGGUUCCGUACGCUGAAUCGACUACACAGUUAUUUUACCAAAGUCAAGCGGGACUUCCGCCGUCACUCGCGCAAGUCGGAUAUGAUGGCGGAUGCGGCGGAUGCUCAUGCCAAUGGCGUGCGACCGGUGCGGGAAGGGGGCGCUGGUGGCGGCCUAGAGGAGUUCAAGCUCAUUGAGAAGCUGUUCCUUGAUUUCGGUGCCAUUGAAGAUCAGUUGCCUGACGGAGCUGCGGAUGAGGACGGCGCGGCAGUUGCCAGCGAUCGGGCAACCAACCUCAGCGAUGCGGGCAGCAACGCCGUCCGCAGUGAAACUGGCGACGCCGGAGAGCCGCCGAUGGACGGGGCCGGUGGACGCCGUGAGUCGUGGGUUCCGAUCAACAGUCCCGGCAUGCAAUUGCCGGGGCCAGAUGGUGAACGACGACCCAGCCUGCCGCUACCUCCUGGUCGGACUUUGCAGUCCCAAUCUCCCUUCUCGCUUCCAUCGCUGCAGCACCAUGCCGAUGGUGGCAUUUACAACAACUCCUCGCCCACGCUUCCGUCGAUCGGGCAGACCGGAUCGUAUCCCCCGGCCACGACGGGCGGACCAGCCUCCUCGCAAUACGUUCCACCGCCGCCGUCCAAUCGACUUCAGCCCAUCAACUCGUGGCUGACCUCUCGACCACAACCGCCGCCUGGGCCGUACUCCCAGUCUCUCCCGCCAAUCAGUGCCACGGCUUCACAUAAUCUUCCCCUGUUGCCGCCUCCCGGAGCCGUCGGGCAUCCCGGGGCCUCACCACCGGUGACGGUGGACGGCAUGGAGAAUGUGAGCACUAAUGGGCUAUGGUCGACCAGCCUUGGUGGUGACGACGUUCUGGCCUUCCUGGAGGGAUGCGAGUACGAACAAUGGGCAAUGAUGAUGCCGUCGGAGGUGGGCAUCCCGGCAGGAUGGCUCAGCACUGUGUGGACCGAAUUUUCUCGAUGA
Molecule: messenger RNA, 2949 nt
Organism: Aspergillus tanneri
Lineage: Eukaryota; Fungi; Ascomycota; Eurotiomycetes; Eurotiales; Aspergillaceae
Product: putative C6 transcription factor
Exons: 2
Coding region: 1-2949 (982 amino acids)
Biological process (GO): regulation of DNA-templated transcription; DNA-templated transcription
Cellular component (GO): nucleus
Molecular function (GO): DNA binding; zinc ion binding; DNA-binding transcription factor activity, RNA polymerase II-specific
Source: RefSeq, a predicted model, not a curated record